Messenger RNA from Solanum tuberosum (potato), 2037 nucleotides. RefSeq lists its product as uncharacterized. Gene Ontology annotation, cellular component: endoplasmic reticulum. Gene Ontology annotation, molecular function: ubiquitin protein ligase activity. The coding region runs from base 325 to 1611 and encodes 428 amino acids. The transcript is spliced from 2 exons. NCBI's taxonomy places the organism in Eukaryota, Viridiplantae, Streptophyta, Magnoliopsida, Solanales, Solanaceae. The record is from RefSeq and is a predicted model, not a curated record. Gene Ontology annotation, biological process: ubiquitin-dependent protein catabolic process.
CUUUAUUUCCACUAACCCAAAGGUGCGCCAAACCCAUGACCUUUCCUUUUCUUCUUUGUGAGGCGCGGGCCGGCGCUUUCUCCAUUUCUUUCUUUCUUCUUCCUCGGAUACCCUGAUGGUAUAAUGCCAUUUCUUUUUCUUUCUUUACAGUCUUAAAGGUAUCCCCUUCGUACCACUGGAUGGCGGAUGUAUCAAGAAAACCAUGGAUUUUCUUCAUUCAGAUGCUUGAAUUUCAUCUUUCUUGCAGGCAAAAUCUAGGUCUGCUUUGUUGUUCUGGAUAAAGGGUAUAUUGGGAAUUAAGUGGUAUUAGUAGGAUUAAACUGCAUGUCUGAUAAUUUGAUGGAUGAUAUUGUGAUGGAUCUGGAUUUGAACCAAGAACCUUUGGACCCAUCUUCUGGUUCAGCUUUAGGAUUAGGGUCUUUGUUGAGUGAUUUAGAAUCUGCUCAUAGUAGGAUAGAGGAGAGAAUUAGGCAGCUUGAGGCUGUUACUGCUAGAGCUUUGCAGCGCCAUAGGUGGCGUCAGGCUCGGAGUACUAUUGAUACUGGUAAUAUUUCGGUUGACCCUGUAGUCAAUGUGGAUAGUGAGAUGCAAGGUCAGAAUAGGGUGAGCAAUUCGGAUAUGGUGGAAAGAACUGUUGAGAGGGGAAAAGGAUGCAAAAGGGAUAGUUCCCAUUUGGUAGCAAAGGCAUUAGAGAUGGAUUUAGUGGUUAAUAAGGUAGAUGAUGAUAGUGGGAGUUUUUUCGACUGUAAUAUAUGCUUGGAUAUGGCGAAAGAACCUAUCUUGACCUGUUGUGGACACUUAUUUUGCUGGCCAUGCUUUUAUCAGUUACCUUAUGUUGAUUCAACUACAAAGGAAUGUCCUGUCUGCAAGGGAGAGGUUGCAGAUGCAAAUGUUACUCCAAUUUAUGGUAAUGGAGAUGGUGAAAGCAUAACAGAACUGGAGUCUGGUCUGAAAAUACCACCACGGCCAAAGGCACGUCGAAUAGAGAGUGUUAGACAGCAGCGUGCAACUCAGGGUUUAUCUCACAUACCGGUUGCAGAAGCACUAAGAAGAAUUAGGACUAGUAUUGGAUUUGGGAACCACCCGCAGCAACAGGACAGCGGUGGAGUUAAUUUGAGUUUUGGUAGCAACUCUCAUGUGUUGCAAACUGCUGAUACCUUAAGCAGUAGGAGACUACGUUCCCGUCUUUUUUCUAGGGUGCUGUCAGAAGGUGCUGCGUCCCUUUCAUCAGAGUUAGAUAAUGCACAACGGAUGUUUGAGGGCCUUGCAGCAUCAUUCAGUGAUCGGCUUCUCCAAAGAAGUAAUGUUGAUGUUAUACCAGCUGUUCAUGGAGCAACAGGUGACGGUGAUUCUUUCAGAAGAGAUGCUGCUCUCAUACAGUCAAGUUAUCAAACUCUGGAUGCAGUUGCAAGGACAGGUUCCACUGCAUCUGUCCCAUCAUCUUCUCAAGCAAAUGAAGUUUCUGUCGCUGCUGUUCAGUUGGAAAACCUUACAACUGAUACUGGUGAUCUGCCUGCCAUACGAUCUUCCUUGGCUUCCAGGAGAAGAAACAUUUUGUCAAGGCUUUCUGAUGUAGAUCUCCGUGAAUCUAGAAGAAGAAGAUUGAAUUGAUGGCCUUUAAAUGAAUAAGGUAUAGUUUCCCAGUUAUUCUCUCUACCCAAUUAUCACCUUGCCAAUGCUUGUCAUUUUCAUUCCAUCGUGUUUUGUGCUAACUCUAACGCGGUUUGGGUAGAAACAAUUCCCAAAUAUCAACAAAGUAUCAGCAUUGCCUUUGACUCCUGUUGGAAGUGUAUUUCUACAACAUGUUUAGCUUCUUCUAGUUUUGGAAUUCACUAGCACAGUGAAUUUGCUUGGUAGGAGGCUUCCUCAACAAAUAAUCAGCUCUUGCUUCAUGUAUUAGGUACUUUUGUUAAGAACCAGUAUGAAGUAUGAAUUCUAUCUGCUUGUUCUCUACACAUUUGAUAAACAUCGUUGAUUGUACAAUGGAAAUUCCCAUUUGAUAAAUUGUAGUAAUUUAGUUUUCUACUUUGUUUAGAA